Molecule: messenger RNA, 3719 nt
Organism: Bacillus rossius redtenbacheri
Lineage: Eukaryota; Metazoa; Arthropoda; Insecta; Phasmatodea; Bacillidae
Product: facilitated trehalose transporter Tret1-2 homolog
Exons: 6
Coding region: 788-2239 (483 amino acids)
Biological process (GO): transmembrane transport
Cellular component (GO): membrane
Molecular function (GO): transmembrane transporter activity
Source: RefSeq, a predicted model, not a curated record
UACAAACAAUAUCAUUUGAGGUUAUAAAAAAACCUGCUAUUGUAGUUUGAGUUGAUUAUAAAAUAUUUUUUUUUAUAUAUAUUUUUAAGUAGAUACUAUAGGAAAAAAAAAUUAAAUCGGUAAAGAAAACAGUGCCUUUAUCGGAAAAUUUAGAUAUAAGCAGUGACGAAUAAAAAUUUUCUGUUUGCUUGUUUUGCAAUGCUAAAAUUCCCCGUUGCAGUGAAGAGAAAAAAAAAAGGCUCACCGCUCCUCUUGAAUCCGUGCAAGGUGGCUGCAGGCCUGGCAACCACGGGAAGGCAGAAAUUGAAGUGUUUGAUGAAGCUGCAUCGAAGAAAAUCCACAGGAUUGUGUGCGGAUCACCGCUCCUCUUGAAUCCGUGCAAGGUGGCUGCAGGCCUGACAACCACGGGAAGGCAGAAUUUGAAGUGUUUGAUGAAGCUACAUCGAAGAAAAUCCACAAGAUUGUGUGCGAAUGCUUGCGGAAAACCUGAACAUGAACCCUGAAGAGGCAGAGUGCUGGAUUGUCAAUCUGAUAAGGAAUGCUCGCCUGGAUGCAAAGAUCGACUCCAAGCUGGGGCACGUGUUCAUGGGGACUCAGCCCCUGUCCCCGUACCAGCAGCUGGUUGAGAAGGUGGACUCCCUGUGCGUGAGAUCGGAAGCCCUGCAGAACCUCAUAGAGAGGAAGCUUAAAGCACGCACCCAAGACAAGGCGAAGAUAAUGCCAGCGGCGCAGUUGGCUCGCGGCGCCGGCAGAGCGACGCAGCGGCAGAGCUAGUGGCGGGGUCGGCAUGGAGGCAGGCGACCGCACGCCGGGGGCGGAGGAGGCGGCGGAGACGGAGGGCCUAGCGGGGUCGCCGUCGGUCGUCACCUCGAGCGGCAAGCUGCGCCAGUACCUGGCGGCCGUGAUAAUCUGCAUGCUGUCGUUCUGCCACGGCACCGUGUACGGCUGGCUCGCCCCGGUGCAGCCGCUGCUGCAGUCCGCCGACAGCCCGCUGGGGGGCGGCCCCAUGACAGAGGAUGCCGCGGCCACGGCCGGCUCGCUCGUCAGCGCCGCGGCGGUCGUCGCCGUGCCGCUGUUCACGCACCUCGGCACCUCGGGCAGCCGCCGGCUCGCCGGCUGCCUGGCGGCGCUGCCCUUGCUGCCCGGCUGGCUGCUGGUCGCCUUCGCCCGCUCGCAGCCCGCGCUCUUCGCCGGCCGGCUGCUGGCGGGGCUGGCGUGCGGCGCCGCCUCCAGCAUGAUGCUGUUCGUCAACGAGGUGGCCCAGGACCAGGUGCGCGGCGAGCUCUGCACCUUCGGCAACCUGCUCUUCAACGCCGGCGUCCUCUUCGCCUACGUGGUCGGCAGCUGCGUGCCGUACGCCGCCUUCGGGCUAGCCUGCCUGGGCGCGGCGCUCGUGUACCUCGCCGGCCUGUGCGUGCUCCCCGAGUCGCCGUACCACCUGGUGAAGCUGGGCAGGACCGCGGAGGCCCGGCGCGCGCUGCGCUGGUACCGCGGGGGCAGCCGCGACGUGGAGGAGGAGCUGGCCAGGAUGCGCAGGCGUGUAAGCGAGGCGGAGCCCGUGCGCUGGUCCACCGUGGUGAAGGCCUUCUCGGAGCCGGGCGCCGUCAGGGCGCUGCUGAUCGGUGCGGCGCUGUGCGUGAACGCGCACUUCUGCGGCCUCUUCGCCAUCAUCAGCUACAGCGUGCGCAUCUUCCAGGAGUCCGGCGCGAGCAUGUCGCCGUACGGCGCGACCAUCCUCGUUGGCGCGCUGCGCUUCGCCUCGGUGUACGUGGCCGGCCUGGUGGUGGACCGUGCGGGCCGCAGGGUGCUUCUGGUCGCCUCCAACGCCACCAUGGCCGCCAGCCUUGUGGUCCUUGGCGGCUACUUGUACGCGCGCGAGGCCUCGCCGCAGCUCGGCCACGGCUGGCUGCCCGUCGCCUGCACCUGCGUCUACAUCGUCAGCAUGUCUCUGGGCGUGGGCUCACUCACCUUCGUCAUCAUCACGGAGCUGUUCUCGUUCCGGAUCCGGACCGUGGCGACCACGGUGUGCCACUGCAUGCUCUCCUUCAACGUGUUCGUCGUGGUGAAGACCUUCCCGGCGCUGAAGGGAGCCCUGGCCCUGCACGGCUGCUUCUGGCUGUACGCGGGCGUGUGCGCGGCGGGGGUGCUGCUCGCCUACUUCUGGGUCCCCGAGACCAGCAACCGGAGUCUGGAGGCCAUCCAAGCGCAGCUCAGAGGUGACCGGAACACAGCCAAGUGACUCUGCUGUAGCAGGGGUUCAACCCUCCCCCACCCCGGAAGCGGAUUGUCUGAAGUUUCGCACAGAGCGACAAGCGAGAUGUCAUCACCGAGCAGCCCAGUCGGUCAGCAAACGUAAACAAAGUCGAAUCGGAGUGGUUGGUUUGUAACUGGUCUGUUUCAAUUCUCAAAUCAUGGUGAUUGGUCUAGGGAUAAUCAGUACAAUUCAAAUUCUAUUAUGUUUUAGUUUUUCUUAACUUAAUUGGGCAUUUGGUAGCAGUAGUGAUUGUAACACUGCGACUUAAUUUCUUACAAAACUCCAUAAAACUUUUUAAAAAUGAAAAAAAAAAAAAAAAAGUUUUUUUAUUGUUAUAUGAAGUCAGGUGCAUUCAUUUAAAUUUUGUACGUAUAACAUGAAGAAGAGCAUUGUUGGAUUAUCACCAGAUGCGUAAUUUUAAAUGACCGUUACAAACAUUGGAAAUUGCAACGUGAAGUUAUGUUUGAGUGAGUAGUAGCUCAGUGGCCUCAGCUCAAUGCGUAGGUGUUUAUAUUCUGUAUAUCAGUCAUCGCUAUGUCGGAAGUGGAGCGCACACAUUUUUUAACUUCUACCAGCAUCAUGUUAAAAAUGUUUGCCAUGUGAUCAUAAAUACAUAUUCGAACAUACAUAUUUAACAUAUUAUUAUAUAUUUAUAUAAUAGUACAGUCCAGAGCCUAUUAUUGGCUCACCUGCGCUAAAAAUAUUUCUGAAUCGUGGCACAUGAAAGAGAGGUUAGGUUCAAAACUAAUUUUUUUAAAUUUUGUUUUACUGAACUUCAACUGUUAGUUGUUAACACCCUAACAUUUAUGUUAUAUAUCAAUUGUAUCAUCUUGCUAAUGUCAUCUUAUUAGGGAUAAGUUUGUAAAGUUCCUACUUAGGUUCGUUAGGUUAUUAAUUAAUUCUUUUGGCAACAGUAGUAAUAGUACUUUACUACUUUUAUUAUUUUUUUAAAAAAAUUACCUACUAUGUUUGUGUAGGGUAUUUAAAUAUUGUAGUGUAAACAUACUUGUGUGGAUUGAAAGAAAAAUUGAGUAUAAACUUAAAACUUAUAAAAGCCCAGUUUUGAAAAAUGAAAUUCACUGCUAUUCUAUUUACUUAAGAAUUAAAUUAAUUCAUUGGAAUAAAAUCAAAGGUUGAAGAGAUUUUUUUCUACUAAGUUAAGUUUCAUUCCAGUUUCAUGUUUUUUAAAAUUCAACUAGGUCAGCCAGUGGCGUAGCCAGGAUUUGUGUAUGGGGGGUGUUAAGAAGCAUGCCGGCCCCCCCCCCUCCCAUAUUAAAGCGGGGGCCCGGGGAUCCUCCACCGGGAAAAUUUGGAUUUUAAGGUGUAAAAUAGUGCUAUUUUAGCAGUUUUCGGUAAUUAAAUUUAAAUAUUGUAAUGGUAAAAAUUGUAUUAAUUUUAAUAUGAAAUUUGUUUGAAUGAUGAAUAAGAAAUUAAUUAAAUAUUUGGGGCUGGGGGGGGGGGGGGU